Molecule: messenger RNA, 1598 nt
Organism: Momordica charantia (bitter melon)
Lineage: Eukaryota; Viridiplantae; Streptophyta; Magnoliopsida; Cucurbitales; Cucurbitaceae
Product: TRAF-like family protein
Molecular function (GO): protein binding
Source: RefSeq, a predicted model, not a curated record
UUUUAAGAAUUGUAAAAAAAAAAAAGAAAAGAAAAGAAAAAGAAAAGUGCAGCACUUUUCCGUAUGCAAAAGGCUACGGCGUCACAGAACUUUUGCUUGACGAAGAUAUACCUUCGGGGCCUGCAGAAUUCUUUAUUCCUUAACCUUUCCUUGUUUUUUGAUAGGUAUAAUCCUUUACCCUGUUGUGUUGAAGACCGCAAGCACAGAAUAUUACUUCCACAACGGCACAAAGUAAUACCUUUACGGAUGGCUCAAAAACUUAUAAGAGGAUGGUUUGGGAUGGCCGUUCAUCGGGUAUCUGAAUCUUAGUUCUUAUAAACUAAAGCUACGUCUGGUCGUCGAGUCUGCCUCGAGCCAUCUACAUUAUCCCCCGCCCCUCUUAUCGUAUAAUUCCCUUUUUUUGUUUAGUUCUUUUGUAAUGGCCGAUCUCAUUGGUGGCGAUAUGGACGAGAUCGCAAGGUAUGUUUCGGAUGUCCCGCCGGCUCAUUACACAGUCAAGAUAGAGUCCUUUUCACUGUUUGCCAAGAACUCUGUGGAUAGGUUUGAAUCCGGGGAGUUUGAGGCAGGAGGCUACAAAUGGAAAUUGGUACUCCACCCACUUGGUAACAAAAGCAAGAAUGUGAAUGACCACAUCUCUCUCUAUUUGGAAAUUGCUGGGACUGACUCCCUCCAAUCAAAUUGGGAAGUGUUUGUCGUUUAUCGACUCUUUUUGCUUGAUCAGAACAACGAUAACUACCACACAGUUGAAGAUGGCAAGUGGAAGCCGAGGCGGUUUCGAGGAAUGAAGAAAGAAUGGGGUUUUGAUAAAUACAUCAGCCUAAAAGAAUUCAAUGAUUCCUCAAAUGGGUAUGCGGUGGACGACUUGUGCGUGUUUGGAGCUGAGGUCUUUGUUUGCAAAGAAAAUUUCAAGGGAGGGAGAGGGGAAUGUUUGUCAAUGAUAAAGAAUCCCAUCAUUUACAAGCAUAUUUGGAAAAUUGAUAACUUCUCCAAGUUAGGUGCCGAGAGCCACGAGUCCGCAAUAUUCAAUGCGGGGGAAAAAAAAUGGAAAAUUCGAGUGUAUCCAAAGGGGAGAGGCAGUGGCGAAGGCAGCCAUCUCUCGCUAUUUGUGGCGCUGGCAGAUCCCACAACGCUACAUCCUGCUACCAAAAUUUACGCUGAGGUAACGUUGCGCGUGCAAGAUCAGGUGCACUCAAAGCAUAAUUCUGGAAAAGUUUCGUAUUGGUUUAACGCGUCGAACCCAGAAGUCGGAGGACUUAGAUUCAUUCCCUUGAGCAAUUUCCGGCAACCGAACAUGGGUUUUCUGGUUAAGGACGUUUGUGUUGUGGAGGCAGAGGUCAGCGUCAUUGGAGUGGCAAAUGCAUUCUCUUGAAUUCUCAUCAUCGAAUGCUGCAAACCAUACAUAACAUAGUCCCAUCCCUUGUAUUUUACGUUUAAGCGAAAGCAAAAUAGUGAUUGUGAUCUUGAUCAUAAGUAGAUGACUAAUGAUGGAACCAAGAGCUUCUAAUCAAGCAGACUGGAUACAUACAAUCUGAUGUAAACAUUGAAUUCAGAAACUACUUAAUUGGAAGAAUGUCAACGUCUCAACAAGUCUUGAACAA